GCUGAGUGUGUGUUUCCAGCACCCCCCUCCCCCCCAUGCUCUUUCACAAGACCCCUAUGUAAGCCCAGGCCAAAGCUGGUGCAGUGAUCCUGAGCCCCUUUAGCUUGGGGAGUCACUGACAUCAGUUAGUGAUGUGCUGGGCUUUCUAGUGUCUGCUCCAAAGGAGGGGGGAAUCCUGUGCUCCCAGGGUGCUGGGGAGGAGGAGGGAGCUUGGUAAUCCUGAGAGUCAAUCUGCCAUGUUCUGGUGCUAGCAGGACCCUCAAAGACAUCUCAGCUGGAAGGAAAGGGCUUCUUGUCCAACCCAUUUAUUUUAGAGAGGGGAAAACAGACCCUACUAACUUGAGUAACUUGGCCAAGGUCAAGUAGCAGGUUUCCCAGAAGCCUGUGCUCAUUGUGCCCUAUCCAGGCCAGGCCCCUCAUUUUACCCAUAGGGAAACUGAGGCCUAGAAUGUGUCUUGCCCAAGGCCCUCCUCAAGUUAGUGAGUUGGAUUCAAGUCCAGAACCCUCCCCUCCUCCCUGUGGUGGUUCUAGAAAUAUCAGGUCAGUCUGUUGUGGGGAAUACCACUGGAGCCCUCCUGGGGUCAGUCUUCCUUUCUCUGUUCUCAAGCACCAGAGGGGAUGGGGGAUGGUGGGGGAGUGUGGUGCAGAGGAAUCAGGAAGCCACGAGGGAGGACAGGCUGGGGAGGAGAGUCCCUGCCCUGUAGGCCAGGGAGACCAGGAGCUCUCCCUUCAGUAGGAGGGAGACAGUGAUGAGGCUUAGGCAGCUCCCAGGAGGGGUCAGGGGAGAUUCCAUCCAGGCCCUGAGGGGAAUGGGAGGGUGAUAAGGAAAUGGCUCCUGCUGGAUCUGAACUGGGGCCUAAAGGACUCCCUCCCCUGAGCAGGGAGAAAUUCCUGGACCUAGAGUAGUCAGGGAAGGCUUCCUGAAGGCUGAGGCUGGAUGGAGCAAAGGGCCACUGAUGGAGGUCCAUAUCCUCGUGCUUAACUGGAGCUCUAGCAGGAGGUGGCCAGCCUGGCAUGUUUAAGACCAUAGCCUUCUUCCCACCCCACCCCAUAAAUGACAAAGCAUCAUGGGAGCAGAAUGCAGGAUUAGCUGGUUGAAGACAGCCAUGUGGUGUGUUGAGGGGGAGCAGAAUCUGGGUGCUAUCAGAACGGGGGCAAGAAAGGGCUGAGUGCCUGGAGGAGUAGAGCUGGGAUGGAGGAGCGUGCUCCUACUUUUCCUGACUUAGACUGAGAACACAGCAAGUCUUCAAGGAAAUCUCCAUUUCAGAAUGAUCUCCACCAGGUUUCUCUGGACAAUUCGAAAUGAUUUUUUUCCCUGAAAAUUUUUUGGAAAAUUUCAGUUUUGAAAAAGUUUUAAAAAAUGUAACAAUAAGAGAAAGAGGGGGGAAAGGGGACAAGGAUGUGACGUGACAUGCUGGGUGACCUUGCCCAGGCCUCAGUAGGUCUGUCUGUCAAAGACCACUGGUCAGUAGGUCUCUCUGAGCUUUGACCUGAUGUAAGCAUGAAGGUCAUAGAGCUCCUGCUGAGGCCUGAGCAGAUACCAGUAAGGGCCUUGAAUUCACAGCCUUGUCUGCCAUUCCUUGGUGGGGUGACUUUGAGCAAGUCAUUUCCCUUCCUGCUUGGCUUGGGCUUCCUGGGUCCAGGGAGAGUCGGGCUCACUGUACUCUCUCUAAGGAGCCAAUGACUUCCAGCUGUAUCAUGUCCCAAAUCCAGGUUGGGGUAAUUUGUUCUUUAAACCUGCCCUGAGACCCUCCCUGGUCAGCCCUUUGUAGAAAUGAGAGAUUGGCUUCCCCAGAGCCUUCAGCCAAGGGGACUGUUUUGAUAUCCACUGCCUGGGGCCUGCUUCUGUGGGGGAUGGCUAGACAGGAACCCUGAGCUAGCUGGGGAACGGGCUGGAGGAAAGGGAGACCCUAAGAGCCGCCACUUGUUCAAGGUCAUGACAAGUCACUUGGUAUAAGGGUGCAGAGAAGAACCGAGAGGCAUUGGAGUGCAGGGGCAGAGUGAGUCCUUUCCUUCCUGGGCCUCAGUUUCCACAUCUGUAAAAUGAGAUUUGGAUUGAUGAUCUCCAAAUUCUACAAAACUCAGACCUACUGUGUUGAGGGGAGCUCAGCUGGUGGCAUGUCUGCAAGGGUGAAGGGAAGGGGCCUGGUGAUGGGGCAGGGGAAGACCUGGUGGGUGGAUCUUCUGCCUUCUCCAGCCUGGGCUCUUCCAUGGACCCUGGGAAUGAAAGGAGCGGUGACCAGCAAUGGCAGUGUUGGAGGGGACCCAGCCACAGAAACCCAGCCACAGAUCAGAGCCCCACAGGCUGCUCCGAACGCCUGGCAGGUCAUCAAAGGCGUCUUGUUUAGAAUCUUCAUUAUCUGGGCCAUUAGCUGUUGGUUUCGUCGUGGGCCAGCACCACAGGACCCAAACAGCCCUGGAGGAGCCCCACGAGUCCCUAGCCGCAACCUCUUCCCAAAAGAUACUUUAAUGAACCUGCACGUGUACAUCUCCGAACAUGAGCACUUUACAGACUUCAAUACCACCUCAGCACUCUUUUGGGAGCAGCAAGACCUCGUCUACGGGGACUGGACCAGUGGGGAGAACUCGGACGGCUGCUACGAGCACUUCGCCGAGCUGGACAUCCCACCGAGUGUGCAGCAAAAUGGCUCCAUGUACAUCCAUGUGUACUUCACCAAGAGCGGCUUCCACCCAGACCCCAAACACAAGGCUUUGUACAGGCGGCUGGCCACUGUGCAUACGUCGCGAAUGAUCAACAAAUAUAAACGGAGGCGCUUUCAGAAAACCAAGAACCUGCUGACAGGGGAGACAGAAGCUGACCCAGAAAUGAUUAAGCGAGCGGAAGACUUUGGCCCCGUGGAGGUCAUCUCCCACUGGCACCCCAACCUCACCAUCAACAUUGUAGAUGACCACACACCCUGGGUGAAGGGCAGCGUGCCUCCGCCAUUGGACCAAUAUGUACAGUUUGAUGCUGUCAGCGGUGAUUACUACCCCAUCAUCUACUUCAAUGACUAUUGGAACCUGCAGAGAGACUAUUACCCCAUCAAUGAGACGCUGGCCAGCCUGCCCCUGCGCCUCUCCUUCUGCCCCCUGUCCCUGUGGCGCUGGCAGCUCUACGCGGCCCAAAGCACCCGGUCCCCCUGGAACUUCCUGGGUGAGGACCUGUACGAGCAAUCGGAUGAGGAGCAGGACUCGGUCAAGGUGGCACUGCUGGAGACGAACCCCUACCUCCUGGCUCUCACCAUCAUCGUCUCCAUCGUCCACAGUGUCUUCGAGUUUCUGGCCUUCAAGAAUGACAUUCAGUUCUGGAACAGCCGGCAGUCCCUGGAGGGCCUCUCUGUCCGUUCUGUCUUCUUUGGCGUGUUCCAGUCCCUCGUAGUCCUUCUCUAUAUCCUCGACAACGAGACCAACUUUGUGGUCCAGGUCAGCGUCUUCAUUGGCGUCCUCAUUGACCUGUGGAAGAUAACCAAAGUCAUGGAUGUCCGGCUGGACCGAGAGAACAAGGUGGCCGGCGUGUUCCCCCGCCUGACCUUCAAGGAUAAGUCCACCUACAUUGAGUCCUCCACCAAGGUCUACGAUGAUAUGGCGUUCAGGUACCUGUCCUGGAUCCUCUUCCCUCUCUUGGGCUGCUACGCCGUGUACAGCCUCUUGUACAUGGAGCACAAGGGCUGGUACUCCUGGGUCCUCAGCAUGCUGUAUGGCUUCCUCCUGACCUUCGGCUUCAUCACCAUGACGCCCCAGCUCUUUAUCAAUUACAAGCUCAAGUCGGUGGCCCACCUGCCCUGGCGGAUGCUGACUUACAAAGCCCUGAACACCUUCAUCGAUGACUUGUUCGCCUUCGUCAUCAAGAUGCCGGUGAUGUACCGUAUCGGCUGUCUUCGGGACGAUGUGGUUUUCUUCAUCUAUCUUUAUCAGCGCUGGAUAUACAGAGUGGAUCCCACACGGGUGAACGAGUUUGGAAUGAGCGGGGAGGCGCAGACAGCCUUGGCGGCCCUGACACCGCCCCCCGCCCCCAGCGGGGAUGGCCCCCUCCCGGGACAAGACCAGGGGCCCGCCCCUAAACAGGCCGAGGACAAGAAAAAGGAUUAGUCUCUUCCCCCUGGUUUCCUUGGCCAGGGCACUCUUCCCACCCCCACCCCAGCUCACUGUGACCCCGAGGCAGGGAGCGCCUCCCCAUCCCCCCUACCCUGGACAGACGGGGAGGGAGGGGCUCGGGGGACCGCUCCCCUGCUGUGAUGUGGGGAGAGAAGGAAGAGGAGGGGCGGGAAGGGUGCUGUUGGGAGCGCGGGUAGCAGGGGGCCGUCCCUGCCUGUCUGUCCCUAUGUCAGUUCCAGCGCCAUCUGUAAUCAUUGUGAAGCCAUCGCAUCAUGGCGGGGAGGUGGGGUGGGGGGCCAGGCCCCCAAGAGCUCUCCCUCCAGAACCCCAGAUCCAUCUCUCAUCCCUUCCUGUGCCCCUCCUGCCCCCGACACAGACUCUGGAUUUAAUAAAUUCAUAUGGGUGUUUAACUUA
Messenger RNA from Monodelphis domestica (gray short-tailed opossum), 4509 nucleotides. RefSeq names its product CLPTM1 regulator of GABA type A receptor forward trafficking (gene CLPTM1). Gene Ontology annotation, cellular component: endomembrane system; membrane. The record is from RefSeq and is a predicted model, not a curated record. NCBI's taxonomy places the organism in Eukaryota, Metazoa, Chordata, Mammalia, Didelphimorphia, Didelphidae.